Messenger RNA from Aspergillus tanneri, 4887 nucleotides. RefSeq lists its product as uncharacterized. The transcript has 3 exons. The record is from RefSeq and is a predicted model, not a curated record. Lineage: Eukaryota; Fungi; Ascomycota; Eurotiomycetes; Eurotiales; Aspergillaceae. The coding region runs from base 1 to 4887 and encodes 1628 amino acids.
AUGGCUGCCAAUUCAAUGGUGUUUACUACAGGGUUCGGUCCGAAGGAGGCGGUGGAUUACUUCCGCUCGCUUCUCACAGAGGAGGUUUCUGAAGCCCAGGUCUAUGAAAGCAACCGUUAUCUGCUAAAAUGUGUCCAUAGUGGAGCUAUCACUCCCAAGAUCUUCACCAUAUGGCUUUUCCUUGCCCAUUCCAGAUUCCCUAGCAUCCUCCAGAGCGCCCUGCGUGAUAGGUAUUCGCGUGGUGUGCGCCAGGCUGGCAUUAACGUGUUUAAAUGUGCCAUGAAAACUGACAAUUGGUGGGAGAAAGGUUGGAAUGCGCUUGGAGGCACAACGUGUCUGAAGGAGAUCUUCGAGGAGCUUAGCCUUCAAGAAGCCAAGAUGCUUGCAAGAGCAAUCGGCGUGUGCUCAAACGCCCAAGAUGCUUCCAAAUCGCAAGCGGUGAAUGCGCUUCUUCAGCUCUUGAUUCCGAAUUUUUUUGAAUCGGCAUCCGCCCAAGUCCGUUCUAGCAGCUCACGACAGCUUCUAGGAAUGAAUGAUCUAGCACCGCUGUUCAACGCGUCCAGCGAUACCACUUUGGUUAAAGCAUUUUCCACCGACCGACCCGAUGAUUUUAUCAACCCCUUAAUCCGGGCAUUACUCAAUUCUCACAUGCCACUUUUGAGAGAAAUCGUCGUCGGCUCUGUCCCAGCCUAUCCUCCGCUGCGGAGACGUUUGCUUCAUAGUCAUCUCUCCGCGAUUCUUACAUCAUCAGAACCUUAUGAACCAAAAAUCUCUCGAGGGUGGCAGGCUCCCAUACCGGCAAUGGGAGUCGCCUUGGAUCUUAUCGAGAGUGUUCGUGGGAAGUCAGCAAUGUCCUCCCCAGUUUCUUGGGAUACGCAGAUCCUCUGCAUUGGCAAAACUCUUACCAUAGCUCGGCGUUUAAAAGUGCCGUUUGACCAGAUACUCGCAUUGCUCGAGCGGGUCUUACCAGUCCUGGACCAUUCCCAACGGCAUCUGCAUGAAUGGACCCCCCUCAUACACGGCUUGAUAAGAUUUUGGGGCAUGGCAGCUUUCCCGGCCGCUUAUAUAGAGUCAUCUUCUAAUGCACGCGCUGCACGUCAUCGGGAGGCACUGCAUCCCUCCAGACCACAAAAGGCUCACAAGGACUCCUUGGAGAUAUUGCUUCGAAUGAUUUUCGGGACGAUGCUGAAAACAGAACUCACCUCUUGCAUCGUCACAUUAUUUUCGUAUGUAGUCGAAGAGGCAAAACUGCCCUUACUCAAGAUCAUAUGCAAGCACCUGCGAGGCCUUGAGAUCGAUCUCGAUCAGCCAACACCAUCGAAGAACGAGGACGAGCUUUUGCCAUGGAAUACGUCUUUUCUCAUGUCUCUUUCUGGACAGGAUGCAAGGUGGUUAUUUGAGCGCGCAGCACGACUGUCGCCAACGAAAUGCCUACUCACGACCAUUCCAUUUGACCGGCCUCCGGCUGGAGAGGACUCGUCUUCGUUUCAGGAGAGUCUGUUCCAGGUCCAUCUGGAGUCUACGAACAAGGAGCAGGUUGCAGGUAACGGUUCAGUGACACUCCAAUUCAUCGAACAUGUCAAACUAAAGGCAGUGAAAGCCCGCGACGCCAAUGAUCGACUUCAGUGGGCAAGACUUACAAUCAGUAUCGCAGUGAUGAGCAAGGAUGUCAAAAUUUUGAAGGACGUUAUCUAUUGGACAUCGCGCUUCUUGAGGGACCCGUUCGUGGGACCGUCACUCGCAAGUAAAACCUAUGAGGCAGGUGUCGCAUCCGUCCUGUCCUGUGUGGCGUUGUCAACGUUACGCCAUUUGUCAUCCCGAGAGGAGCUUGAGGCCAAUGUGGGCAUCGCGGAUGCAGUACUGCAUCAUCUUAUAGAACAGGCUCUGUUAGUCUUGCAUGAGCCCUGGUACAAAAGCUUUCAAGAAGGCAAAUUUGGCGGUUUGCUCAAACUCAUCGUUUCGUACCGAAUCGAUGCGGUCGACCUCUUGUGUCAACGUGGUUUAGGAACUGAGAAGGAAGUGGUGGCGAGUUUGUUCGACAAGCUUGUUCCUAUUCUAUUAGAAUACGAAAGUGUGGGCAUUACCGAAGGAUACGAAUCCCUUGGUUGGGGAAGACUAGACGGACCACUUGAAAAUAUCCGAUGCCCGCAGAAACAAACAACUGAAGUGCUGAGGCUUUUGGACUCAUUAGCACAGCAGCGAGAUUGUCUUUGGGCCAGACAACGCUUGCUACGGAACCCUCAGACUGCAUCUUUCCCAGAGGGUUUGCCUCGAGGCUUGCCCCUUCAGUAUUUGUUUCCUUCGAAGAGAUGGACGAUGGCAGUGAUGAAGUCCAAGGAAGUUGGCAGCUUUAUUACCGAGAGGGUCAGGGAGGUUGUCUUCUGCGAUGCAAAUACAAUCCUCCAGAAAAUCAACCAAGAGGAUCACCGGAUUGGCCCAUUCGUGGACAGUCUGAAGUUCGCUAUCGAGAUCUACAUAGGGGAGGGGCCCGUGGAAGAACAAAGUGCAAGAAUACUGGAGAUAUGGAAGCACUACUCAGAGAAAAUUCCAUCUUCCGCGGGGCAUACAGAGAGCUUCAGGUCAUAUCUGUGCUCCUUUGCGCGGUCUAGAAGCUUGCAUAAAGUUGCGAGAAUCAUUGAUCCUCCGCAGAUGCCCUCGCUGGACAUAUUUCAGAUGUCACACGACUCGCUGAGCUUUGAAUGGGACCCUCGCUCAACAGACAUACGCCGCUCGUCACCAGAUCACUGGGAAGAGACACUGUUGCAGCAUCAAUUCUUUGCCAUUAAGCAGCAAGGAUCUCUAGAGGCUAUAAUCCUAGCGUACUCUCAUCCGAACGCGUGGCAAUCGACCAUGAAAGCCAAAGCAUUCAAUAUAUGGCGGCCGAAAUAUGGCCCUCAGAGACUUUCAUUUCAACAUGGAGAAGCUCUCAUUGUAUCUGCCCUCUUGUUCCUCAACAAUCUAACCCGCAAUUCCCAACGGCUUCUGUCCAAACCAUUCCCCGAAGAUUCAGAUAUUUUGCGUUAUCCGCCAGUGCACCUCGACUACGAGUUCCUGGCCGCCAUUGGUGACCAGGGAGAAGCAGCGGAUGCAGCCCUUUCCGUACUUAGUGGCUUGGUAAGAGUGGUACCUCCUAACCUUUUGUAUGAGCUUUCACUCUCCCUCUUGGAAACUCUUGAUGAGCUUGAAAGCACGUCGCCAAAAUAUCCACUGGUUCAGCGAUGUGCAUAUAAAACCAUAGCACUUUUGCGGCGGUCCGACAAGCCCCAACUGGCCGCGACUCUGGGGAUGAAAGCGCUGGAGCUAUUCCCCAAGGCAUCCUCGUGGCAUCGAAUGGCCUUCCCUUCGUCACUACCGAAAGCUCUCAGCCGCAAAACUGCAGAGUUGACCAUGCGAUCUUUCACUUCCUACAUCUUUGAAGCACUUCGGAAGCAAAAAACUCUGGCAAAGGACGAAAACGCUAGUAUCAAAAUCACGACAGUAAAGAUGCUGGGUACAAUGCUAGCAGAGAAUAAAUUCGGCAUGUCUCCUUCUUUCAUAGUUGGCGCUCUGAAAGAUCUAUUCAAUGCGAGCAAUCAUGUUGACGUACGAGUGACGGUUUGCACAGCUUUACUCAGCGUUCUUGAAAAAUACGAUGACGCGGACGAAGCCUAUGAAGUCUUCACAUCGUUUGCAUCCUACGCAGCUUCGCCCAGCGAGAACAAUGAGUCAGGGUCAUGGUUGCAAUCAGAACAGGCGCAGCUUCCAAGGGUUGAUUCUCAACGUCCCCUGCUCGAACUGUUCACCAAGACAGCCUACUGCAAACUCCCAGGGAAGUACCUUGAGCAGUAUACCUACAAGACCCUGCUACCUCUCGUCGAAGAGUCAACCAGACAACACAACCGCUGGAUGCAUCAAUUCCUUUCUCCGCUGGAGCUUACAUCUGAAGAGCUGUCUGUCACCGACUUCGGUCCUUUUGCAGCAGAUCUAAUAGAAGUAGUGAUGGAUCUGUGGUCUGAGUACCUCCCUCGGGGAUACCUUCUCAAACACAGGUCUUGGGCAUUGGGCUACCUGGACUGUAUGAAGCUCCGGAACAUUAACAGCAAGCUGACCGAGCAAGAUCGAUCAUGGCGAACAACGAACGCAGGCGGUCACUGGAGAGAGUUCUUCGACAUUCAAAUAAAAACGAAGUCUUCUCAUACCCUGUCAUGGAUACUUCAAAACGGGAUAAAUUCCAAGGUGCCCAAUGGUAUAACGCACGAGGCUAUUGCAGAGGAAAUUGUUGAGCGUGCGGCAGUCUUCAUCCGCAAUCCAUUCAAGUGUGUGCACAGUCGCAUCGAAGUAUCCUUGGAGCCUUUUACAACCAUGCUGUCAGCGCUACAAGCGAGUGACCCAGUCCAGAGAGCCAAAGUUCUGCCGACCCUGGAAAGAGUAAUCGCAGAUGUACAUGGAUUGCGAACAGUGGAAUGGAACAAUGGGACUCGCCGCUGCCCUCCAAUUCUGCCCCCUAAACUCCAACUCCAGACUUUGCUACUGCCUUUCCCACAUUUCCAUAAAGAAACCCCGUCUCGUUACGGAACGUUUAUUUCCCGCGUUUUGUCCUUGAUCGAAGAAACUGCCAGCUCUCCAGCGUGCAUUGCAGACCGGAGCUUCCUUUUGGAAGCUAUGGACCUAGUCUCAAAGGACGAUGCGCGACAAUGUGCGCUCGGAUUUGGCCGCGGGUACGAAUCUAGUACGAAUGUCAUUGCACAGCACCUGAGGGUAUGGCUGGCCCAAGUUCUAUUGUUGAGGUUCAAGUUGACCAAAAAUGAACGUGAUGCGGAAGUCAGAGAAAUGAUAUUCCAAUGGAAGAGCAGUUCCAAUGAGUCGAUACGAUCUAUUGGAUGGUCUACAGAUCCUCAGGCCAUAUGA